CCUAAUCUUCGAAUGUUAGAUCUCUCUUCCAAUGCCUUCACCGAAAACUUACCAACGGAUUUGUUUCAACAUUUGAAAGCCAUGAGGACAGUUGAUCAAACUAUGAACUCACAACAUUAUGAAGGAACUGAUGGAUAUUACCAAGACUCAGUAGCUGUCGUAUCCAAGGGAUUUGAGCGUGAAAUAGUGAGAAUCUUGUAUUUGUACACCGUUAUCGAUCUUUCAAGUAAUAAAUUUGGAGGGCAGAUUCCAAGUAUCACGGGGGAACUCAUUGCAGUUCACAUAUUGAAUAUAUCACAUAAUGGAUUGGAAGGUCAUAUACCGUCAUCACUUGGAAGUUUAUCUUUGGUUGAAUCAUUGGACCUGUCAAGUAACCAUCUUGUAGGAGAGAUACCAGCACAAUUUGCUUCUCUUACAUCUCUUGAAGUCUUCAAUCUUUCCUACAAUCAUCUUGAAGGGUGCAUUCCUCAAGGAAAUCAAUUUCAUACCUUUGACAACAAUUCAUAUGAAGGUAAUGAUGGAUUACGUGGAUUCCCACUUUCAAAAGGCUGUGGUAAUGAUUCAGUAUCAGAGACAAAUGAUACCGUUUCUGGACUAAACGAUGAAGAAAGCAAUUCUGAAUGA
Solanum stenotomum is the source of this 624-nucleotide messenger RNA. RefSeq names its product receptor-like protein 9DC3. NCBI's taxonomy places the organism in Eukaryota, Viridiplantae, Streptophyta, Magnoliopsida, Solanales, Solanaceae. Bases 13 to 624 code for a protein of 203 amino acids. The record is from RefSeq and is a predicted model, not a curated record. The transcript has a single exon. Gene Ontology annotation, molecular function: protein binding.